This is a messenger RNA of Ylistrum balloti, 898 nucleotides long. RefSeq lists its product as uncharacterized. Gene Ontology annotation, molecular function: peptidyl-prolyl cis-trans isomerase activity. Gene Ontology annotation, cellular component: intracellular membrane-bounded organelle. The transcript is spliced from 5 exons. The coding region runs from base 13 to 696 and encodes 227 amino acids. NCBI's taxonomy places the organism in Eukaryota, Metazoa, Mollusca, Bivalvia, Pectinida, Pectinidae. The record is from RefSeq and is a predicted model, not a curated record. Gene Ontology annotation, biological process: protein peptidyl-prolyl isomerization.
UAUUGAUCAAAGAUGGCGUCGUCAGUUUUCCUGCUUUUUGUCCUCGCUGUCGUAGUAUCUAUAUCUGAAGCAACGUCCUCGAAAAAACCCGUCCCAUAUGUUGUCACAGAAGAGGUGUAUUUUGACGUGUACAUAAAAGACUUUGAGGACGGGGAAGACUACCAUGGACGAUUUGUCGUCGGCGUAUUCGGUGAUGUUGCACCGAUAACAUCGCUCAACUUCAUCAGCCUUGCUAAAGGAUACAAACCUCCCAAUAAACGUAAAACCCUCCACUACAAGAAUACAGUCAUCCACAGAAUUGUUCCAGACUUCGUCAUACAGAUGGGUGACGUCAUCAAUGGGGAUGGCAGUGGCGGCGAGAGUAUUUAUGGUUCUACAUUUGCGGACGAAAACUUUGAUCUUAGUCAUCAAGCGACUGGUUUUGUUUCAAUGGCCAACACUGGACUAGAUUCAAACGGCUCUCAGUUCUUCAUUAUCCUCAAUAAGGCCAGGUGGCUGGACGGCAAACAUGUUGUCUUCGGCAAGGUCAUCGAGGGCAUGGAUGUUGUAAGAACUAUUUCAAAUGUUGAGUUAAGAAAGGGAACCGCCACGUCAAAGAAAGAAGUCUUGAUCAAAGAUAGUGGAGUAAACGAAAUUGAUGAAAAAUACGAGUUGACACCAGAACAAAUAAAGUCUAACGAAGACAUUAGAAGCUGAAUUACUGCACAUCUUGUCACAUAUUUACUGUUAAUUUCUUAUUAGCCAGUACGUAUUUUAUUCUUAAAUGUAGAUUCAGCGAACAAUGCGAGAACGAAAUAAUGUAUGAAGUCGCUUGCAGACAUGUCAAGGUGGAGUUGUAUGAGCGUCAGUUUUUUCAUGCGUGUUGUGCCAUCUUUGCUAAUGUCUUUUCUAGUUUAAA